GAAAACAUAAGAUAUUUUACAAAAAGAGAGAAAUCCAAUUGAAUAAUAAAUGUGAAAAAUAUCAUUUAACUUAAAAAUUAGAAUAGUGUAGAUUUCAAUUACAAGAUGGUUUUCUGCUCUUAGGCUUAUCUAGCAAUUUGUAAAUAGAUGAAGCAAUAUUUUAUCUUUACCUUUCAGACUAUAAAGGCUUUUCAUGAUAGCGACAACUCAAUACUAUAUUAAAAUUGAUUUAAUACUAGUUUUGGGGUCAGACGUAUUACUUAGAUUAGUGUUGAUAUUUAAGAUGGAUUUUAUCGACUUUUUUGUCUUUAAGUGGGAAUCUUCUUAUUAAUUGUCCUUAGAUUUAUUUUAUUUAGAUCCUUAGACACAG
Molecule: messenger RNA, 370 nt
Organism: Paramecium sonneborni
Lineage: Eukaryota; Ciliophora; Oligohymenophorea; Peniculida; Parameciidae
Source: the annotation of a GenBank genome assembly